AAGAUUGGAAUUUUCAUGAGGCGAUGUAAACUACAGUUAUAAGGCACUACCAAGAUUCCAUGUGGUAUGGUGUAUUACUUUCAUUUGAGUGGAAAAAAAAAUGUCAUGUUUCAGUCUCACCCCUUUGUAACUGGCCUACUUUCAACAUUUUUGUGUAGUUAUUGAAACCCAGGUGUGAUAGACUUACUGUAUUAUAUAAGUACAUAUAUUUUAAGUUCUGGCCAUACUGAGAGCUGUGCAAUGAAAUGGGCAUAUGUAAGGACUCUUAAAUAGGCCCUAACAUUUUUGAGCUUGAAAUCAUUAAAACUUGUCAUUGUGUUAUAUCUAUAGGCUGCAUGUGAUUCAUUAUUUCAGAUUAGCUAGAUAGCUGCUGCUUAUUUUGCUAGAAAACAACAGAACAUGUUAACAAGGUAAGAUGCAAGAUUUUAGCAGGUUUUAUGAAAACAGGAGAAAUGCUGGGAACUAAAAGCAAAUUAUUCUGGAGUGCUAACAUAGAUUCACCAGCAGUUAAAUCAAAAUAUCAUUACUUCACUGAAUGAAUGAGAAAAGGUAUUUCACUUUUUUACAAUCCCAAUUCCAAAAAAGUUGUUUUUUGCAGAUUAGUGAAGCUCUGCCCAUCUUUACGUCUGAAAGACUCUGCGUCUCUUAGAUACUCUUUUUAUAUCCAAUCACGUUACUGACCUGUUGCCAAUUAACCUCGAGCUGCUGUUUCGUUUUAGUAACACUUACUUUUCCAGCCUUUUGUUGCCCUCGUCUGAGACUUUUCUGAGACGUGUUGCAGCCAUGAAAUUCAAACUUACCUUGUUUUUUCUUAAAAUGGUACAUUUCCUCAGUUUAAAUAUCUGAUAUGUUUUCUAUGUUCUGUUGUGAAUAACAUACGGGUUUAUAAGAUUUGCAAAUCAUUGCAUUCUGUUUUUAAUUACAUUUAAUUACAUUUUACACAGUGUCCCAAAUUUUUGGAAUUUGGCUUGUACACCGAAGCUUUGAGAUUUUGAAUUUCUAGCAUACUUCUACACAGUGAUUUACAUUUGCAUCCACAUACUGCAAAUCAAACCUAAUUGGACAUUGGAUAUAAAUUGGAAAUCUGAUUGGAUGUGUCUUGUGUCACACUGAUCUUUUCUAAGACCUUUAUGCAUUGAUUAACAUUACCAUUUGGGAAUGUUCUGAACCUUGUGAACAGCUGUGUAUAUAAAUACAAACUGACCUUAUUUUGAUGUCCUGUGCAGCUAAAGAUGUUACAUUGUAAAGAUAAUUUGCCGAUUCAGCACUGUUUAUGCUCAGUGUAAAUCAGGUACUGGAAACCAAAAAGGUGAAUAUCAUAAUAUGUGUUUUUUAAAAAUCCAGAUCCAGUUUAAAGAGAUACAUUAAUGUAUUAAUAUAACUCUUUAAUGCUUACAGAAUUAGCAGAUUUCCAAAUUUAUACAUAUAAUUGGGUGGCAUGGCUCUUGCACAAGUUAUGCAACUAUAGUUCUGAGGUGAAAACUUGGCUUAUGAACUACUCAUAAAACAGGUUAUGUUCCCUUGUACUGUAUGCAUCUGUUGUCUCCCUUGCCCAGGUUUGCCAGCCAUGGGGAACCUCAUUAAGGUCCUUGGCAAGGAUUUAGAGAACUGUCCACAUUUUUUUCUGGACUUUGAAAAUGCCCAGCCCACAGAGGCAGAAACGGCCGUUUGGAAUCAAGUCAGCGCCGUUCUGGAGGAGGCUCAUGGUAUCCUAGCAGAGUUGCAGUCCUACAGUGGAGCAGGGCAAGAGAUAAGAGAGGCUAUUCAGAACCCCAAUGACCUCCAGCUUCAGGAAAAAGCCUGGAACGCUGUGUGCCCCCUGGUGGCCAAGCUGAAGCGAUUCUAUGAAUUUUCACUCAGGUUAGAAAAUGCCCUGCGCAGCCUGUUGGAAGCACUGACGAGCCCACCGUAUGCUCCCAUGCAGCACCUGGAGAGGGAACAGGCUCUGGCUAAACAGUUUGCAGAGAUCCUGCACUUCACUCUCAGCUUUGAUGAACUAAAGAUGACAAAUCCAGCCAUUCAGAAUGACUUUAGUUACUACAGGAGGACCAUAAGCAGGAAUCGACUGAACAAUCAGCAGUUAGAGGCAGAGAAUGAGGUCAAUAACGAAAUGGCCAAUCGGAUGUCUUUGUUUUACGCGGAAGCGACACCCAUGCUGAAAACCUUGAGCAAUGCCACAACUAAGUUUGUGUCAGAGAACAAGACUUUGCCUAUUGAAGACACCACAGAUUGCCUGAGCACUAUGGCCUGCGUGUGCCGGGUCAUGCUGGAGACUCCGGAAUACCGGUGUCGUUUCACCAACACAGACACUAUGCUGUUCUGCAUGCGUGUUAUGGUGGGUGUCAUUAUUCUCUACGAUCACGUUCACCCCGUGGGUGCCUUCGCUAAAACCUCCAAGAUUGAUAUGAAGGGCUGCAUCAAGGUGUUGAAAGAGCAGCCUUCAAACAGCGUGGAGGGACUGCUGAAUGCACUGAGGUAUACAACAAGACAUCUAAAUGAUGACAGCACCUCCAAACAAAUCCGUGCUCUGCUUCAAUGAGGGGAGAUGCCUAGAGAGAGAGCGAUGAAAUCGAGCGAGUAUGAGAACGUGAAACAGAUGAAGAAGGAAUAAGUUGAAAGAUGAAAGUUGUUGUUAAAGAACAAAGUAUGAAGGCUGGAAGUUUUUGGGUGACACACCCUUAGGAACCUGUUUGUUUACAUGAAUGAAAUGCAAAAUGUCAAUUUCAAAAACCUAAAUAGGGAAAAAUGGAAAAAGUAUAUAUAAUAUAUUGUCAGUUGUUCAUCAUGUCUUUGAUUUUGUAAAAAUCAUGAAAAGAGAUUAUAGAAAUAUAUAUAUAUAUGUAGGUAUAUAUAAAAAAAAAAAGCUGAAACAGAACCAUGGCUUACCAGAUGAGAACAUUUAAGAAGAUAAUGCAUAUAUUAAAGCCCUAUGAUCAGAAACAAAAAACAACAACAAAUAAGCUCCAUAUAACUAUGAUUCUGCAGAUUAUUUUUGCACAUAGAUAAUCCCCUUAAUAAUUAUAAAGAUUUUGAAAAUGGCUUCACAUUGUAUAGUGUAUAGUGUGUAUAGUGCCGCUCAGUCUCCGUGCAUUUAACUUCCAUUUGAUUUUUAAAACCCUCACCUCUUCAUCUACACCCUGCUUCUUCCACUGCAUUCUGCAGGAGUAUUUUAAUACUGCACUCCCUUUCCAAGUUUCAGUUGCAAAGUCAAUUCGUGAAUCAUGCCAUGCUAUUUCUUCAGAACUCAGUACCUAUAAAACAAGAGACUUGCAUUGCUGUAUAUACUCGAAAAGCACAGGUUAAGGAUUUUUGUUUGACUUAUUCACUAGUGCUGUACAGCAAUACUGAAAUAACAUAAUAACUGCAAAAGCAGUACAGAAUAAGCUGUUUUGUGCCAGUAUAGAACAAAUAGUGAACAGUUCAUGGACGAAACUAAGGGCCUUAGUGAGACGGACAUGUAAGGCACUGAUUUGGGAAUUGUUCUGCUUCGAUAAACUACAUGAGAAGGAAUUCUAAGAAAGCCAUGAAACUCGAUUUCAGAAGCCACUCACAUUUCACUCAGUGCUGUAGCUACUUUCUCUGCAACCAUCUCAUUUGAGGACCUGUAGUUUAUCAGAGGAGUGCAUUACAUAUCGAGUGAACUACAGGUUCCAAAUAAUCAGCCGCUUAACACCAACCUCCUAGCAGUACAAGAUUAAAACACACCCUUAUGGUGUGUUAAACUUACUGAACGGAAAUACUGGCAAAUCCGACCAUGACACUGCCUAUUAAUGAACUCAAGUUGAAGUUCUGGGCACAUUUAUUCUUAUAGAAAACUGGAAAUCAAUCAUUGUUACUUACACUCACUUACACACACAAACACACACGCACACACACACACACACACACACACACACACACACAAAGGGCCUACAGCUGAAAAAAUGCAGAAUGUUUUGGUGUAAAUAAUUGAAUAAGCGGAGGAUUUUCCACCAGCCAUCUAAAAGGCCAUGGAACUGAUGCGCUUAAAGUCAACUAGAGAAUGUUUCUUUUAGUAAGAUGCAAUUAAAAAAAACAAAACAAAAAAAAACAACAAAAAAAACAAUCAUGUCAUAAAUGAGUGAGUAUUUAAAAAAAAAAGAAAUUGUUUAAUGAAAUUAAGAUGCAACAAACGCAGUGUUGUAUUUCGAUGUCUAUAGCCCUUAGUUUAACUUAAUUUGAUCUGACAGUAUAUUUUUUAUACAGGGGUAUGUUCACAAACAUAUUCUGUAUAAAUAAAUAGGUGGCAUGCUGUACAACUUCAGAUGAAAUUGUGUAAAUACGGUGUUUUUAUUCAUUUUCAAAUGUUCAGUGACUGAUUUGGGUGUGUGUUGUGUCUAAGAAACCUUGCAUUUGGCUUGGACUAUUGGACUUGCUGUAGUCAUAGGUUCCAGCUCUUCAACUUCAUACUGGCGGAGAACGUAAUGGGCAUAUUGGAUCAGGGAGGGAGGGGGCUGUCCAUUUGCUUGUUAUUUUGUACAUUUUGUGCAACAAUAAACUUGUCAUUUAUUAAGUUCAGUUUUGUUUGUGAUCUUCUGC
Molecule: messenger RNA, 4557 nt
Organism: Ictalurus furcatus (blue catfish)
Lineage: Eukaryota; Metazoa; Chordata; Actinopteri; Siluriformes; Ictaluridae
Gene: fam49al
Product: family with sequence similarity 49 member A, like
Exons: 10
Coding region: 1514-2539 (341 amino acids)
Biological process (GO): regulation of actin filament polymerization
Molecular function (GO): small GTPase binding
Source: RefSeq, a predicted model, not a curated record